Molecule: messenger RNA, 5552 nt
Organism: Vollenhovia emeryi
Lineage: Eukaryota; Metazoa; Arthropoda; Insecta; Hymenoptera; Formicidae
Exons: 4
Coding region: 71-985 (304 amino acids)
Source: RefSeq, a predicted model, not a curated record
UUUUCAAGUUAUCUCACAUUAUUACCCUAUUUUAUGACAUGUUUAUUGAGCCAAGUUUCUCGAUUGAUUAAUGGCUCGCGCAGCGAAAAUUUCAUUCAGCCCAACAGCGAGGAGGGUAGGUGGCCGGGAGGAGGCGACGGCGCGAGCCGUCGAAGAGGGUGAGAAGAGAGAACUUGUACUUCGAGGCAGGUCGGUUAGGGGCGCUACACCCUCGCCAACAUGGCUGUCGCGGUCUGAUACUACGCGCGAGUCACCACGCAUCCGGGCUCCCGUGCCACAUCUGUUAUCAGGAGACCGCAGCGGUUCGCGCGAGCGGAAAAAUCACGCCACGAGAACGAAGAAAUUCGUCAAGCUGGCGCCGUUCAAGCUCCGUUUCUCGAAGAUGCUGAAAUCGCGCAGCUCCGGCGAUAGUCGCAGCAACAGCGUGGAAUCCGAGGAACAGCAACGGCAAAUUAAUCAGUCGUUGCCGUCGGGCACAGACGAGUUUGCGGAUGCGCCCGAGGCGGAAACGGACAAGAAUUGUUUGUCGGUUAGAAACGAGCAGACGAUCCCCAGCUCGCCCCCGCCCUCGUACGAGCACGUUCUCGAAGAGACACGAAUGGAAUCGUCAGCCAUCGCGCUACGGGAGGCUAAGGAGGAGGACAGGGAGAAACAGGUCCCCAAGAACGAGACGAGUACGGAAGACGCCGAGGACGGUGACGGGGGUGACGACGGCAGUGGCGGUCCCGGAGGCGGGGACAGGAAAGCAGCCAAGGGGCCGAAGAUACUUCAUAAAUCGAGCAAAGAGUUCUACAAGGCGAUGGCGAAGCAAUGGGGCAUCACUUGCAAGAUGAGCGAUCAUUGCAGAUGUUUGGAUUGCCAGAGCCAUUAUUUCGACUGCGACUACGAGAAGGACGAGCAAGGGAAGGGCGACGGCGGCCUCAGCGCCGGCACGCCUAUGUUCAUCUCCGAGGUGAUGCACGGCACCGCCUGCGCCCUCCUGUAAAUCGCCGCGUUCUUCCGGUUCCGCUUCUCUCCUCGACGGGAGAGACGCCUACCUGAUCACCACACGCACAAACCAGGAAUCAGCGCCUAAAGAACGACGGGGGAGCUUCAUGCAUUUAUAUUCUGUACAACAUGCGCGAUGUCGGCGAGACAUCUGCGCCUAUUUCAACAUAAGAGGAAACAAGAAGCUACUCACGCGCGCGAUGAAAUGUUAAGGCCUCAUACGCGUUCGGCGUACGAAGGUGCGAGAUAAAUUAUUUUCAGAUUAGACUACUAAAACUGUGUAUGUACACGCAGAGAGCACAUCUAAUGACAACCAACGCUAUAAUUGCGCUGCUCCUACGCCAAGAGAAAACCGGAGGUAUAUUCGUUUCCCUUUGCAUAGGAGCUGUCCAGUUAUUAGAUAUAAAGUAGAGUAGAAAGAGAUACAUUUGAAUAUAAUACAACACUUUUAAACAAUUCGAAUAUCACGCCCCUCCGAUGAAAGGUCUGCAGCGCCUUUUCACGCUCGUCGGAAACAAAACGCUUUUCAAGAACUUCUUUUAACAACUUGAAGAAUAUUUUCUAUUGCCGUAUAUUUGAAUUGUUUAAAUGUGUGGCCUAACGUUCAAAUGUGCUCUCAUCUCUCUUACAGACUUAUUUUCUCAGCAUUCGAUGUAAUAUGUGUCGUACCACGUUGCAAAGAGCCGCGUCAAUUGGUGCAACGUUUGCAAAGUCAUUUUGUGGCAACUUUGCGUAAUUUGCGAUGCGAGUCGUUUAUCCUUAUUGCGACCGGCGCUUAAAGACUAAGACGUAGAAGAUCAUCGGCGUGCGCUUAAUUGCUGUCAAUUGCAUUGCGCUCGUUCCAAUUGGAAUUUUACGACAGAGUGACAGAAUUAUACGACCCGGAGAAACGGAUCAAAUUCAAUAUUUAAUUCCUACUUUACGCCUCAUUAUUUGAAACACAAUCGACUACGAGAUUGUCUCAUUGGAAUUUUAAGUUAGGAAAUAGAAUGAUAUUUAAACUUAUGCCCCAAAUUCUUAGUUUCAUUUACCUACUGGCAUGUGCUUUAGCAUAUUAUAUAAAGAAAAAGAAUCCAUACCAGAGCACGAGAAAUUUAAUAAAAUCCGUACAUCCGCGCAGGGAAUCAGCAUUGUUCUAUUAUUGGCAUACGGGUUUCACAUAUUCCACCGUAAAAAUUCGAACACUAAAGAUUUUCUUACAUUGAAAUUCUUUCAAGCCGCCCAACGCAUUCAAAAUACGUCCGCGUAUUUUCGAGGACCUAUUAAUAUCCUCUUGUGGCUGACAGUAAUUAUAUUACAGAUAUACAGAUUAACAGUUGUAUAAAUUGUUUCAUGUGACGUUAGGUCUACAGCGGAGGUAACAGGAAAUAUUCAGUGUAAGAGACAUUCGUGUGUAUUAGUCUGAAACUUUUUGAAAUAAUUUGUACAUCAUUUUUAAUAUGGAGUGUAUACAGUUUUUCGCGAAAAGUUGUCACGCUGCUUUUAAAAGUGCAGUAAUAUAAAAAGUCUACGAGUUAAAAAUUAACUUGAUAUAAAUAUAAUUCAUAAAUUUUGACGUCAACCGUAAUCCUCCGCUUCUGAGAGAUGCGUUUGUACGUAAAUUUAAUGCAAAAGUUAAAAUUAAAAUGAUAAAGUAUACAAUUAACAUAAGUCUAUAUGCACAGAUUAUAUUAUUUUUUGAAAUUUACAAACGUACACUUUGCGUGUAUUAAUUUCCUACAUUUUAGUUCAAUAGAUUCAUCGCAAAGCUCUAAGUCAAAGAUUUCUUUUACAUUAAUAAAUAUAAAUAUUAUUUUAUAUUUCCUGUUACACCUCCAAAAUAUACAAUCUGUAACAAUCGGCCUAUUCCAACGCCAUUUUCCAACGCGAAAUUAUUUGUCUACCUUUUGAGCCCACACGUUCUGAACUUUACAAUUUCAUAAGAAGUUUUUAAUAUUACGUGUACCAUGUCGUACACAUCAAGAUUCUGACUUGUACUGCGCCGACUUACUGUCAAAUUUAAACCAUUAUUAUUAGAUGGACCACAAAUCGUUUUCCAAAUUGUUUAUGCGUGUUAAAAAGACACGAUCGUAUGAACCUUGCGGAGAGGACUCCAAACCUUCGUAAAGUUUUUCUAAAGGGAACGAGUGUCGCGAAGCGCAAAGGCCCCCCGGUUUUCUUUCGGGGAGAAGAAUAGCUAAAUAACUAACAAUGUUAAAAGUAGUGACUUUCCGUGAAAAAGCGUUCGAAGAAAUCGAAACUCAUGAAACACAUGAAAGUAUUUUAGAUGAGAUCGUCGGACCCUCGAACUCGGCGACGUUAAUCGUGAACCCUUGAAGGGCAAAAUAGUGACACAGCGAUUGAAAAGAAUUCCAGCGAAACAUAACGCAGUACCUGCCUACACUUGUUUUUAUAAGAAUCGUUUCUUUUGUAUCUCACAGCGGACGGGAGACAACUAUACGCGGACACGAUAUUGCCAUACUUCUUUUUUAUACAGAAUGCCCUUCCGAAAUACUUAUACUUCGACCGUAAUUUUUUUAACUUAGGUAUCCAAGCGUCAAACCAAUAUAAGUUCCAUGCAAAGUCUUCUGAGGAGAUCCUAUUACUUUCUAAGUUUUGAAAUUUGAAAAAACAAUAAGUCUCUCUCUUACAAAUCCUUAGUUCUAUUAUCCGUAAUGUACAAAUUGUGAUUAUUUGUUCUUUACAAUUAAUUGGAGAGAAAAUUAGUCGUGAAGAAAAUCACGAAGCUGUAUCUAAAAGACUUGGCAAAAAUACUUAAGAAAUCAGUAAUAUAUUUCAUAUUCCGUAUCUUUUCUAUUUUUAAUUUUUUUUAAAUUUUAAUUUUUUUAAAUUUUAAUUCUUUUCCAGAUGUCCCCUAUAUGAGAUGCAGUAAUCCACUCUUUCUAUAUUACAUUUUAAUCUAUGAGCAUCCUUAGCUUUUAUCUUUUUCUAUUUGAAUUUUUCUUCUUGCUCAUCUCACUUAUCUCAGAAAAUAAAUACCAUUAUCCUGUUUGCCAUCUCCGUUGAGACGUUGUCCACCCCGCAAAUGGCUUCGGGUCCUAAUUGCUCGAAGAUAUGAUUGGGCUUUGCGGGGCAUCUUUCCUCUUAAUGCCAAAUAAUCGCACAUUUCGCAGCUGUGAAUUUCGGCUUUCUUCUAUUACGUAUCGUUCCUUUACGCCUGAAUAAGUUUUUCUCCCUAUCGAUACGAUCCGUUAUAUGUUUCUACAAGAAUACACUUGUCCUAGGAACAGAAAUCGAAUUUUGCGCGAACAGUGUGUGGAUGUAUAAUUUUCUAAUACAGACGCAGAUGAUUUCCCGACAAGCCAUUCCGCCAUUUGGAAGAUUGAAACGCGAGCGUCACCGGACAUUCGUAUAUAUUGCACGUCGCUCGUUUAUAGUGUAGUAUACGUACCUCUUGUGUGUCUGUGCGUGUCUGUACGAUACAGAGACAAAGUAGAAGAUAACAAAUGAAGAGUAUUGUGUACGAUCUUUGGCAAGGGAAAUUUGAAGAGAUCGAUUAGACCGCGAGGGAGGACGGCGAAGCGACUGCUUAGCAUUAUGAUCGGUGCUUCCGAUUAGCCUUAUUAACGAACAAAGUUACUCGCGAUGUCGAAUUAUAUUUACAUCGACGAGUCACUGACUAUUCCUUUCAUUUUAACAGCUAUCAUUUCUUAUAGAAAUAUAUUCUAAAGGCAUGAUGAGAAUGAAGGAGCGUCGUUAAUUAGCUGAAGCACUAAGAAUGACGAAACGCGAGGAAGUGUAAAUAAAUAAUUAUUGUUAAAACUCUCCACUUAUUAAUUAAUUUUACCAGCUCGGAGUUCUAUUUUCAACUGAACGAACACUUUUGAUUAAAUCGAUUUCCCUCCUCAUUUUCAGCGUAAAACAUUUUGGCAAUGCCAAGCAUAUCAGUUGUCGCUUAUAUCUUUGUGUCAUUCUCAGUACUUCAUCUGCCUGUAAAUAUCUCGAAGUGUUUGAUAGCGAAUCCGCCUGAAACCAAUAUUUAUGUAAUCGCCGAUAUUCAAUUACUGCACGCGAUAUCGCUCGUCAACCGACGCGAGUCUAUAGUUGGAGGACAGCGCAUCCUUUGCGUAUCGGACCACUCCAUAAAUUCGUAUUGACAAUUGGAUUCAGUUAUGACAAAUCGGAAUACAGUUAGCCUACAGAAAAAUAUUUCAACGGUCAACGUCAUAUGUUAGAACAGCUCCAUUAAUUAGCGAUAUUUUUCGAAGACGGAUCUCCAGAAACAGAGAGUGGACGAGUGGAAGAGGGAAAGCGUCAAGGGUCGACCAAGAUGUCAAUUUAUUAGUAGGGAAUGUGCAAUUUAUUCAGCAAGCGUGUUUCUCAUUCGAGGGAACUCGUUCGCGAAUUGGAACCGACUCUCGCAUUAAAUCGGUCCUUCGGAGCCUAAAUAAAACGACAUUGUAAGAUCUAGUCGACGUGUGUAUACAAAAUAACUAUUCUGUGUAUGUAUGGUGUAUAGAGAAAAUGUGUAAUACGGCAGAAAUUGUUGUAUAGAAAAUAUUGACUGUAAAACUCGAUGUAUUCCGACAAACAGCACCAAUAAACAAGGCCUAAGCGGUACACGA